AUGCCGCCCCGCAAGAAAGCCAAGCCGUCCACGGCCCAGGCGCCGGAGGAGCCCGCUGAGCCCGAGACGGAGCCAGAGCAGCCGCCACCACAGUCGCAGCCGGAGGUGGGUCCCGAUGGCGCCCCGGGCCCGGCCCAGCCAGAGCCCUCGGAGCCCCAGGACGUGCGCAGCCUCGAGGAGAUCCUGGAUGCAGUGCCCCCGCCACCGCCCCCGGCCAUGACCAACGAGGCGGGCGCCCCCAGGCUCAUGAUCACGCACAUUGUGAACCUCAACUUCAAGUCAUACGCUGGCCGCAAGCUGCUGGGGCCCUUCCAUAAGCGCUUCUCCUGUAUCAUCGGCCCAAAUGGCAGCGGCAAAUCUAAUGUCAUCGACUCGAUGCUCUUUGUAUUUGGCUACCGAGCCCAGAAGAUCCGCUCCAAGAAGCUGUCCGUGCUGAUCCACAACUCAGACGAGCACCAGGAUCUGGACAGCUGCACAGUGGAGGUGCACUUCCAGAAGAUCAUUGACAAGGAGGACGACGACUACGAAGUGAUUCCCAACAGCACUUUCAGCGUGUCGCGGACGGCCUACCGGGACAACACGUCCGUGUACCACAUCAGUGGCAAGAAGAAAACAUUCAAGGACGUGGGCAACCUGCUGCGCAGCCACGGGAUCGACCUGGACCACAACCGCUUCCUAAUCCUGCAGGGCGAAGUUGAACAGAUUGCUAUGAUGAAACCAAAAGGCCAGACUGAACAUGAUGAGGGGAUGCUUGAAUAUUUAGAAGAUAUAAUAGGAUGUGGACGGCUAAAAGAGCCUAUUCAAGUCUUAUGUCGAAGAGUUGAAAUAUUAAAUGAGCAAAGAGGAGAGAAGUUAAACAGAGUUAAAAUGGUAGAGAAAGAAAAGGACGCCUUAGAAGGAGAGAAAAAUAUAGCCAUUGAAUUCCUUACCCUGGAAAAUGAAGUGUUCAAGAAAAAGAAUCAUGUUUGUCAGUACUACAUUUAUGAUUUGCAGAAAAGAAUUGCUGAAAUGGAAACUCAAAAGGAAAAAAUUCAUGAAGAUACAAAAGAUAUUAACAAGAAGAGCAGUGAACUGGCAGAUCAAAUGAAAGCCAAGACUAAAGCUUUAAAAGACAUAGAAAAGAAACUCAAUAAAGUUACAAAAUUUAUUGAGGAAAACAAAGAGAAAUUUACACAGCUGGAUUUGGAGGAUGUUCAAGUUAGAGAAAAAAUGAAACAUGCUAAAAACAAAGCCAAGAAACUUGAGAAGCAGCUCCAAAAAGACAAAGAAAAGGUUGAAGAAUUUAAAGGUGUACCUGCCAGCAGUGAAAAGGUAAUCACUGAAACAACAGCUCGAAAAAGUACUCUAGAAAAGGAAAAAGAAAAAGAGGAGGAAAAAUUGAAGCAAGUUAUGGAUAGCCUUAAACAGGAGACAAAGGAACUUCAGGAAGAAAAAGAGAGCCAAGAAAAAGAACUCAUGGAAUUUAGUAAAACCGUAAAUGAAGCCCGAUCCAAGAUGGAUGUUGCUCAGUCUGAACUUGAUAUCUACCUCAGUCACCAUAAUACUGCUGUAUCUCAAUUAAGUGAGGCCAAAAAGGCUUUAACUACAGCUUCUGAGACUUUGAAAGAAAGGAAAACUGCCAUUAGAAAUCUUGAAAUUAAAUUGCCUCCUACUGAACAGGACCUAAAGCAGAAAGAAAGUGAACUUCAGAACCUCACGAAAGAAGCAAUAGAUCUUGACAGUUCAGUUCGAGAUCUUCUUCAAAAAGUUGAAGAAGCAAAAAGUUCUCUUGCAACAAAUCACAGUCGAGGAAAAGUUCUGAAUGCACUGAUUCAGCAGAAAAAAUCUGGCAAAAUUCCAGGAAUAUAUGGAAGAUUGGGAGAUUUGGGAGCCAUUGAUGAAAAAUAUGACAUUGCCAUUUCAUCGUGUUGUGGUGCGCUGGACUACAUUGUUGUUGACACUAUUGAUACAGCCCAAAUCUGUGUGAACUUCCUGAAGAAACAAAAUAUAGGAGUGGCCACAUUUAUUGGAUUAGAUAAGAUUAAAGUUUUAGAAAAACAUAUGAACCCACUCCAAACCCCAGAAAACACCCCUCGGUUAUUUGAUUUAGUUAAAGUAAAAGACGAGAAGAUUCGCCGAGCCUUUUACUUUGCUUUACACGAUACUUUAGUAGCUAACAACUUGGACCAAGCAACAAGAGUGGCUUUUCAGAAAGAUAAAAGGUGGAGAGUUGUGACAUUACAAGGACAAAUCAUUGAACAGUCAGGGACAAUGACUGGUGGUGGAAGCAAACCAAUGAAAGGUAGAAUGGGUUCUUCAUUUGUUGUGGAAGUUUCUGAAGAAGAGGUAGCCAAGAUGGAAUCCAAAUUGCAAAAGGACUCCCAGAGAGCUGUCCAGGUCCAAGAACGCAAAGCACAGCUUGAAGAGACCGUGAUCAAACUGCGUCACAGUGUACAAGACAUGAGGAAUACAUUGGAAAAGUUUACCGCGAGUAUCCAGAGUUUAUCAGAACAAGAAGCAUACUUGGAUAUACAAGUUAAAGAACUUGAAGCCAAUGUCCGUGAUACUGCCCCUGACAAAAAGAAGCAGAAAUUGCUAGAAACAAAUAUAAAUAUUUUCAAGAAAGAAUAUGAAUGUGUUGCUGCAAAGGCUGGCAAGGUCGAAGCUGAAGUCAAAAGACUACACAAUUUAAUUGUGGAGAUCAAUAAUCAUAAACUGAAAGCCCAGCAAGACAAGCUUGACAAGAUAAACCAACAGCUGGACCAAUGUGCAUCUGCCAUCACAAAAGCUCAAGUAGCAGUAAAGACAGCAGACAGAAAUCUUAAAAAAGCACAAGAUUCUGUCCUUCGCACAGAGAAAGAAAUAAAGGAUAAUGAGAAGGAAGUAGAAGACCUCACCCAUGAACUCAAAAACCUCGAGGAGAAGGCAACUGAAGUCAUGAAGAAUUCCAAAGAAGCUGGGGAGUCCUUGCCUGAGAUCCAGAAGGAGCAUCAUAACCUGCUACAAGAAAUGAAAGGAAUUAAAGAAAAUGAACAUGCCCUACAAAAUGAUGCACUUAGUAUUAAGUUAAAACUCGAACAGCUAGAUAGUCACAUUUCUGAACAUCAUUCUAAAGUCAAAUACUGGGAGAAAGAGAUUUCAAGAAUAUCAUUGCAUCCAAUAGAAGAUAAUCCAGUUGAAGAGAUUUCUGUUCUAAGCCAAGAGGAUCUUGAAGCAAUAAAAAGCCCUGAUUCCCUGACUAAUCAGAUUGCUCUUCUGGAAGCCCAGUGCCAUGAAAUGAAACCAAAUCUUGGUUCCAUCGCAGAGUAUAAAAAGAAGGAAGAAUUGUAUUUACAUCGAGUGGCAGAAUUGGACAAAAUUACCACCGAGAGAGAGCGCUUUAGAAAUGCUUAUGAAGAUCUUCGGAAACAAAGACUUAAUGAAUUUAUGGCCGGUUUCAAUAUAAUCACAAAUAAACUGAAGGAAAACUACCAGAUGCUUACUUUGGGAGGAGACGCAGAACUGGAACUGGUCGACAGCUUGGAUCCUUUCUCCGAAGGCAUCAUGUUCAGUGUUCGUCCACCCAAAAAAAGCUGGAAGAAGAUCUUUAAUCUUUCAGGAGGAGAAAAGACGCUCAGUUCGUUGGCUCUGGUUUUCGCCCUCCACCAUUAUAAGCCCACACCCCUCUACUUCAUGGACGAAAUCGAUGCAGCCCUGGAUUUCAAAAAUGUGUCCAUCGUGGCCUUCUACAUCUACGAACAAACAAAAAAUGCCCAGUUUAUAAUCAUUUCACUUCGAAAUAACAUGUUUGAGAUCGCAGAUAGGCUCAUUGGAAUUUACAAGACCCACAACAUAACCAAAAGUGUUGCAAUAAAUCCAAAAGUCAUUGCAUCGAAAGGACUUUGCUGAACUAGAUCCUGUUACAAGUUGGUGAAACGGGAACCAACACAUGUGUAUUAUUAAGCUAUACUUUUUGUACUCCUACUUUUGUAAAUAUAUCUUCAUCGACUGUUGUAGA
Molecule: messenger RNA, 3976 nt
Organism: Monodelphis domestica (gray short-tailed opossum)
Lineage: Eukaryota; Metazoa; Chordata; Mammalia; Didelphimorphia; Didelphidae
Gene: SMC4
Product: structural maintenance of chromosomes 4
Biological process (GO): mitotic chromosome condensation
Cellular component (GO): condensin complex; chromosome
Molecular function (GO): ATP hydrolysis activity; ATP binding; protein binding
Source: RefSeq, a predicted model, not a curated record